Molecule: messenger RNA, 784 nt
Organism: Melitaea cinxia (Glanville fritillary)
Lineage: Eukaryota; Metazoa; Arthropoda; Insecta; Lepidoptera; Nymphalidae
Product: peptidoglycan recognition protein-like
Exons: 4
Coding region: 75-668 (197 amino acids)
Biological process (GO): peptidoglycan catabolic process; innate immune response
Molecular function (GO): peptidoglycan binding; N-acetylmuramoyl-L-alanine amidase activity; zinc ion binding
Source: RefSeq, a predicted model, not a curated record
GAUAUUAUAAAGGUCAAUAACACAUCCCAGAUCUUUAUUCAGUUUUGCAUAGCACUAGACGCUGCAAGAGUACAAUGUGUAAAAUGAUUUUAAACUUAAGUGUUCUAGUGGUUAUCGUAAUACAAUUAACGCGUGUGAACGCUGUAUGCCCUGGUCUUGUGACUAAAAAACAAUGGGGAGGCCUGAGUCCACUACAUGUCCAGUACCUGCCACGGCCAGUUAAUUUAGUUAUAAUUCAGCACACAGCCACUCCUACAUGCAGCACUGAUGAAGAGUGUCAAGAUAUUGUACAGAGCAUCCAAAACAAUCACAUGGAAGCCUUAAAUUUUUGGGAUAUAGGAAUGAAUUUUUUGAUUGGCGGAAAUGGAAAAGCUUACGAAGGCUCCGGCUGGUUACGCGUAGGAGCUCAUACCUAUGGCUACAAUAGUAAAUCCAUAGGCAUAUCGUUUAUUGGAAACUAUAAUACCGACGUGCCUCUACAAGCACAGAUUGAGGCAGCGCAGAAUCUUAUUCAAUGUGGUGUCGAAGAAGGCCACUUGACUCCUGACUAUAACUUGGUGGCCCAUAAAAAACUCAUUGCGACGGAGAGUCCGGGUAGAAAGCUUUACGCAGAAAUAAGAAGUUGGCCCCAUUACUUGGAUAACGUUUCAUCUAUUAAGAAUCAUUAAAUACGUUGUUUUAUAGAAAAUCAAAUGUGUAUUGUCAUGUAAACUAAUGUAAAUGUGUAUUCUCACUAUCUUUGUGUUAAGACAAUAUAAUAAAGUUAAAAAAUUAUUUUACUACA